Bacillus rossius redtenbacheri is the source of this 1913-nucleotide messenger RNA. Its product is annotated as regucalcin-like. NCBI's taxonomy places the organism in Eukaryota, Metazoa, Arthropoda, Insecta, Phasmatodea, Bacillidae. The transcript is spliced from 7 exons. The coding region runs from base 1 to 1086 and encodes 361 amino acids. Gene Ontology annotation, biological process: L-ascorbic acid biosynthetic process. Gene Ontology annotation, molecular function: gluconolactonase activity; calcium ion binding; enzyme regulator activity. The record is from RefSeq and is a predicted model, not a curated record.
AUGCAGAUCUGCAGGUGGCUCCAUCCACGACACGACUGGAUAUUCCAGGAGAAGACUGUGGUCCUGCCACAAGUGCAGUACUCGCCCUGGAUCCUGGGCUCGCCCUACAACUACCUCAGGAGCUGGUGGUCGCCGCUGGACGACGUGGUGGCCGUGCGCCAGCUGACCAGGCCGCUGCAGCACCUGGAGGGCCCGCACUGGGACCCCGACAAGGCGGCCCUGUUCUUCGUCGACAUCCAGCAGCAGCUGGUCUGCAGAUACGAGCCCGCCGCCGCCGAGCUCACCAGCGUCAAGCUGGAUGGGGGUCCCGUGAGCCUGGUGGUGCCGGUGAAGAACAGCGCGGACCGCUUCGUGGCUAGCGUGGGCCGCGACCUGGUGCUGCUCACGUGGAACGGCCUCAACUCGUCGACUGCCGCCAGCACCCGGGUGCUGGCCUCUGUGGACGAGGACAAGCCCGCCAACCGCUUCAACGACGGCAAGGCCGACUCCAUCGGUCGCAUCUGGGCGGGCACCAUGGGGGCAGAGCCGACGGUGGGCAAGGUGGACCCCAACCAGGGCUCCCUGUACUCGCUGAACACGACCAGCACGCAGGCGGUGAGGCACGUCUCCAACGUGACAGUGUCCAACGGCCUGGUCUGGGACUCCACCAACACCAUCCUGUACUGGACCGACACCGCCACCCGCAGAGUGGACGCCUUCGACUUCGACGUCGACGCCGGGACGAUAGCAAACCGUCGCCCUGUGUUUGACUUCGCCGCCCACGGCAUCACGGGCUACCCGGACGGGAUGACCAUCGACUUCACGGGCUGCCUGUGGAUCGCCUGCUUCGAUGGUGGGAAGGUGAUCCAGGUGAGCCCGUGGGACGGCCGGCUGCUGCGCGCCGUGGAGCUGCCGGCGACCCGGGUGACCUCCAUGGCGUGGGGCGGGCCGCUGCUGGACCUGCUCUACGUGACCACCUCCCGGGCCGGCCUCAGCGAGCAGCAGCUGAGGCAGGAGCCCGACGCAGGCUCGCUGUUCGUGGUCAGCGGGCUGGGGGCCGGCGCCCGCCCCGCGCACCCGGCCGUGCGCCCCGAGGCCUACGUCUGAGCGGCCUGCUCCCUCCCGUGCGUCACACUACCCUCACACAUUCACAUUUGCUACUCUUCCUUCAAGUUUUAAACAUUGUUUCACUUCUCCUUAAACAGUUAUCACUUCAUGUAUUAUUUUCUUUCCUGGUUGUUCCAUCUGCCUUAAUUUAAAAAAAUUUCUUUGGCUUAGUAUUCCUGCAUUGCAUAAUUUUUUUAGUUUUUUUUUUCUCUUCCUCCUUUUCUUGAUGGAUUGAUUGAUACACUUGCCAUUGGGCUUCUGUCUGGUGGCAAGAAGUCAUCCCCCCCCCCCCUUAUCACCAGUUCUGAAGCCUCUCCAAGUCCUUUCUUCUUCUCACAUACAGUAUCUUUCCAUCUACCUCAUUCCACUCCCACCCAGACCUCACCAGGAAUACUCGCUUCUUCUUUCCAUUCUUCUCUACUCUCUCUGAAUCUUCCACCCAUGAUCCUUGUUCACCCUGUCUCCCGGCACCCCUCGCCCCUUGUCAACCCUAAAAAAAACUUUACAAUCUCUCUUCUUUUCUCCUUAUGUGUAUUAAACAUCAAUGCAAGUGUUUGUAACUGUGCAACCGAACAACAGAUGCAGGAGAUAUUUUGUGAUCAGUUUACAGGAUUAGAUGUUAAAAUAAUAUAGUAUCAUGCUCACUUAGAAUACAGUAUUGCCAGAUUGAUACUGCCCAGUUUCUUAUAUUUUAUACCACUGUUAAUUUUUUUACUAUUUUUAAUAACAUAAAAUAGAUUCUAUUGACAAUGUUUUCGCAGAUGUAAUAAUUAUGACAGAAAAAAAUAAUUGAAUGGUAAAUAAAAAAAAUUUAUUCACAUCAGAAA